GCGCCUGCGCUGCAGUGGUCGGGCAACGCUCGCGGACCUGUUGGCGAUGCGGCGCCGAUCCUGGGCGGAGUCGAUGCUUCCCCUGGGCCGGUCUCCUGCUUUUACCCCCGCUCGCAUCGGCGCCUCAUGCCCAAGAAGAGGACGGACCGCAUCAAGAAUUACAACCUGAAGAUCGUGGAG
This is a messenger RNA of Prorocentrum cordatum, 180 nucleotides long. Lineage: Eukaryota; Dinophyceae; Prorocentrales; Prorocentraceae. The record is from the annotation of a GenBank genome assembly.